Messenger RNA from Brenthis ino (lesser marbled fritillary), 4146 nucleotides. NCBI's taxonomy places the organism in Eukaryota, Metazoa, Arthropoda, Insecta, Lepidoptera, Nymphalidae. The record is from the annotation of a GenBank genome assembly.
AUGAAUGAUGAAAUAGAGUUACAAAACCUUGAAACUGAUAAUUUUAAGGAAACUGAUUCUGAAGUAUACCAUGAAAUUAGUCAAGAAGUUAUAGAAGAAAAAACUUAUCCAAACAAAACGCUGGCACCGGUUACGGAACAUGACUUUUUCACACAAUAUGAUACUAAAAAAGUACAAAAAACAGCAAAAAAGAAAAAAGGGAAGAAGAAAGGGAAAUCUAAAGAUCUAAUGGAUGUUAUAAAUUCUGAAAUUGCUACAAAACCUCUCCUUAUUGAAAAUAAUAUUACGACUUUGGAUUAUAAUAGCAAAGUAGACAAAUAUUUAAAAAAGGUUCCAAGUACACAAAGAAUAUUGCAUAGAAGAUCUACAAACAUAGAUGCCGAGCAUGGUUUUCACAUAAAAUGUACUGCAAAUAUCAGUCCAAUAUUUCCUCGAGUACUAGAAAAUUCUGACACUAAAGAAACUAAUAUACAUGUCCAAUAUAUGAAGCCUUCGUUAUUUAACGAAAUUGUUUCUGAAUAUCUAGAAAAUGAUGGAAAUAAAACCCCACGAUUUUUUGACGUCAUUUUACGAAAUAUACAAUUUAAACAUCAUCAUGAAUUCUCAUUAGAAGAAUUACUUUCCGUAAAGUUAAUUGAAGUUUACGAAGAAUAUCAGUUUGUCAAAAAAACCUUAAUAGAUUUAUCUAAGAAUGUUGAGAUUAAUAGAAGAACAAGAAAUAAUUUGAAAGAACAAUUGUUUAAAAUUAGCCCAAAUAGAAAAGACGAUAUAAGAUUUGAUAGCAGCAUAUUAAAAUAUACAAAUUUGAUGUUUAAUUUUAAAGAAAAAUAUUUUAAAAUGUUAAAAAUAGAAAAAGAACUAGCCAAUAAAUUAAUAUCAUUAUGGUCAGAUAUUGAGAUGGUCAGAGAAAAAUCUGGAUAUUAUUUUACUAAUUAUGUAUUAGAAGUGACUCAUAUUGAUUCUAAUAACGAAGAAUUUCGGAAGCAAUGGUCUCAGAUUUUUGAGACAGAAUACUCUGACUUAAUUUUGAAAAUUGAACAUGAAUUUAUAAUUAAAUACUUAGAAUACAAGCAAACUAAAUAUAAUGACGGUCACAACGAAAAAAUUAAAAUUGUUAAACCAAAAUUAAAAAUAGAUUAUGACGAAUUGAAAACGGAAGUGGAGGAUAUUGUGAGCGAAAUUCUUCCAAAAAAUAAAAUCGGGAUUAAUUUGAAACAAGACAAAGUUAUCUUAUUUUCGCAAGAUCACCGAAAAGCUUCUAUAGCUAAAAAUAUAUUUUUUAAAGUUUACGUUGAUGAUGUUUUUGUGUGUGAAUCAGAAGUAUAUGAAAGUAAAAGCGGUCAAUGGGAUGUUAAUUUCGAAGAAUGUUUAUCUAUUGAGAUUUUACCGCAGAAUAAUAAUUUAAGGAUAGUUUUAUUUGAAAAUGAUGAAGAUGUAUCUUCUUUAAUUAUAAAUUUGUCUGAUAUUAAAAAGAAUACUAACGAAUCAAACUUUGUAAGUAAAGAAUUUUAUUAUAAUAAAGUUGUAGAACCCACUUCUAAAAAAAUUGGUUGUGGAUACAACAUAAAAGAUAUUUGCUUAAAGAAUAAAGCUAGAUUAAAAUCAAGCAAUUUGUUUGUUGGAAAGUUGGUAACUAGAUGUGAAGUCAAUAUUAAAUUAGGAUGGAAUGAAAAAUUAAAUAAUAACGAGUUCGAAUCGGUAAAAUCAUGUAUGAAAACAGGGCGUCAAUUGCAACGACUUAAGAGCUCGAAGGACCAACCAAAUAUAGAUGUUAUAACAGAAAUAAUAAAUGACUUAUAUGAAAACAAAGUGGAAGAUAACGAAAAUGUUAUGAAUACGCUUAAAAAUAUCUGCAAAGGAACUGUCAAAAAGAACGAGACCUUUAAAUUUAAUGAAGAUGAUAUGGACAUGGCCAGAUAUAAAUUAUUACAUUUAAGAAAUAGUGGCGGAUUCGCUGAUAUACAAAACAAAACUAUUCCAUUGUUACCUAGUCAGAUAUCUACGGAACAAUUAGACUGUUUACAAAAAAGCAAUCAAAAAGACGUGGAGAAUCUUAAUUUGAAAAAUAACCUAGAAAUGGAAUCAAUUGAUUUGCAAAGAUUUAUUGGAGUAAAAUAUGUGGAAAAUUUAAAUAGAAAUUUAAUGAAAAAUAUAAAUGAGUGUCUUCUGAAGAAAACAUAUAAAGAUGUAGUGAGAGAUUUCGCCGAUGUGAGUUUCGGGGUUUGUUUAAAUAGAGCCGAAGAAACUUUAAAUACGUCAUCACAUAAACAACAGAAUCUUCUGAAACAACAGCUGUCGAAGGAACAUGAAAUACACAUAACAGUGUUGAGGGCAUUCAAUUUAUCUGAUAGAAACACGCAAGCAUUUUUGAUGGAACAAAAUAGUGAAGAUGAAAAUAUAGCAGGUUUCAAAGUACAUCCACUAAGACCAUUUGUGCGUAUGAGCUAUCAUGGCGUGUCCACACAAACUGCUACAGCCAUCGGAUGUCACCCAACCUGGAAUCAUACUGUUAAAAUUAAGACUAAAUUUGAGCCUUUGUCUUCUAUUCAAAUAAAUAUUUACGACGAAUGUAAGGAUAAUACGAAUGAAUCGUAUUCUGACGAUCCAUCCACACAAAGUACCGUGUACUAUAGGAAAUGUAACAAAUGGUUGGGGACACUCAAAGUGCCUCUACAUACUGUAUUGACGUUGGGAAGUAUCCGUGGUACAUUCAAAAUUGCGACACCUCCAUUAAUAUUUGGUUACGAAAAUAUAGCGCCAAAAGAACCCCAAUCUUUUAUUCCCGAAGUAUCACAGCUUUUCAAGAAAGAUACUCCUUUAAUAGUUCUUCAAAUAACCACAAGUAUUUCACACUUUGGAGGAUUUAGAAACUACUAUCAACCGAUAUCCAAUGAUCCUAAAGACAAUUUAAUACGGCAUUUAAACGAACUUGUGUCGGGAUAUGUUAAUGAAUUUCCAACUAGGAAUAUUUCUUUAACUUUCAUAGACAGUUCUGGGAAAAAUAAAUGUGUUUCUGAAUUCCUUCAGCCAAUACCUUUGCCUGAUUACGAAUAUUUUCCGAUUAAUCCAAGAAAAGCUGAAUCUGCUGUGUCUAAGAGUUCAGGACAUUCUAAAAGCUCGUCAUCGAGAAGCAGUAGAAAGAAGAGUUCUAUUACAGAAGAAUCAUUAAGUGGUUUUGAAGUUUAUAAGAAUGAAGGAAACCAGUUUGUUAAAAAUAUGGAAGCAGCGAUACGAUAUGUGUCUCUGAUACCAACGUAUGAGGUUUCGGAGAACCAUAUCGUGACUUUAAUGGGAGUGGAACUACUUAAAGUAUUAUACGGAUCGCCAUUAGACCACACAAUAUUACUGGCCAGUUACUUUCUAAAUUUGGGUAUAAGAUGCUGGAUUAUUAUAGGAUUUGGAUUACCUCGAGGUUUCAGCAGUUAUGUUCUGGUGAAAUACCAGAAUAAUAAAAUAGUGAUGUGUCACAAUGAAGUCAAAAGUAGAGGAUUCUUAAAUAAAUCGGAAGACUCCAGUUGGUACAUUUAUGACGCAGUCGCCGGUGAGAGGUUCGAACUGAGAGACGUGGGAUGUCCCCUGAAAACCGUUAGCUACGUCUUUGAUUGCGAAAAUAUUUGGGUGAACGGUCAAACUUCGGAGGACUGUGAAAGUGUUGCAUUUGACUUCUCCAAAUCUUCUGAUUGGCAAACUGUGUUCGAUAAACCCUUGUUGGCAUCUAAACCAACGUUGAUUGAAAGCCUGUAUAGCAAACCAGAAGAAAUGGAAAAAUUGCGUCUUAAUCUAGAAACAAAAGUUAAAAAUAAAGUUCAAAAAUGGCGAUCUCACGUAAAAACUAUUUGGAAUAGAUAUUGCAGCAGUUUGCUUCGGGAAAUGCUUCCACACUACGAGUAUUGGGCAUUCAAUCCGACCGAGCCUCGACCAAAUCUUGGACAUCGGUUAAAACAACUUAUGGCUACUUACAAGAUUUUCGGGUUCCCACUCAACAUGACAUAUUUAAACACAAAAUUGAUAUUAUCGGGUAUAAAAUCCACGGCAAUACAUGUGAACGACGACCCCAAUGUGGAAUUUGGCCUGGGUGUUGAAGUGUACGCCUACCCUAAUAAUGUUUUAAGUGUAUGGGUGUUUUUAGCAAGUGUUACCAGGAUU